GGGGGUCUGUUGGAAGUUGCUGCGGAGCUGGGACUGGAGACCCGCGGCCCCGGCGCCGCGAUGGGUAUGGUCUGAGCUCCAGCCUCUCCCCCUGCCCGAGAGCAGCCGAGGCUGGAUACAUUUUUUAAAAGCCAAACUGCAAACAACUCUGGCGAUGCCAAAAUUCCCCUCCAAGUGACACGGCUUUGCGAAGGAGGUUUCCUCAGGCUGGGCUCUUUUCUCUUAUUCGCUCUGCCUUCAUCAGCGACGAUUAAAGGCUUUGCUCUGGCAUAGGAAUUUAGGAAAAAAAAAAAAAAAAAGCUGCGCUAAACUCUGUCGUGACCUCAAACUCUCCGGACUGGUUUAAAAAAUAGAUUGAAAGAAAAUCCAUCCUGAAAGCGAUUCAGCAUAGGAGGAGAUGGAAGUUUUCCCCUUGCUCUUGGUUUUGUCCGCCUGGUGGUCUCGAACCUGGGACUCGGCGAAUGCGGAUUCAAUCAUUCACAUCGGAGCAAUUUUUGAUGAAUCUGCCAAAAAGGAUGAUGAGGUGUUUCGCACAGCGGUUGGUGACCUCAACCAGAAUGAAGAGAUCUUACAGACUGAGAAAAUCACAUUUUCAGUGACAUUUGUCGAUGGCAACAACCCUUUUCAAGCAGUUCAAGAAGCCUGUGAACUUAUGAAUCAAGGCAUCUUGGCCCUGGUCAGCUCCAUUGGCUGCACAUCGGCAGGUUCCCUCCAGUCUCUGGCAGAUGCCAUGCAUAUCCCCCACCUCUUCAUACAGCGCUCAACAGCUGGGACCCCGAGGAGUGGCUGUGGACUCACCCGGAGCAACAGGAAUGAUGACUACACUCUCUCUGUUCGCCCACCUGUCUACUUAAAUGACGUUAUCCUGAGAGUGGUCACAGAAUAUGCCUGGCAGAAAUUCAUCAUAUUCUAUGAUAGUGAAUACGAUAUCCGUGGAAUACAGGAGUUUUUGGACAAAGUAUCUCAGCAGGGAAUGGAUGUUGCACUGCAGAAGGUAGAAAACAACAUCAAUAAAAUGAUCACCACUCUCUUUGACACCUUGAGAAUAGAAGAAUUGAAUCGCUAUCGAGACACUCUUAGGCGAGCCAUCCUUGUUAUGAAUCCUGCUACUGCCAAAUCCUUCAUUACUGAGGUUGUGGAGACUAAUUUGGUUGCUUUUGACUGUCACUGGAUCAUUAUAAAUGAGGAAAUAAAUGAUGUGGAUGUUCAGGAACUUGUAAGAAGGUCAAUUGGAAGGUUAACAAUCAUUCGGCAGACAUUUCCAGUCCCCCAGAAUAUAAGUCAGCGAUGUUUCCGUGGCAACCAUCGAAUAUCUUCAACAUUGUGUGAUCCAAAGGAUCCAUUUGCUCAGAAUAUGGAGAUUUCAAACCUUUACAUAUAUGACACAGUGCUUCUGCUUGCUAAUGCUUUUCAUAAGAAACUGGAGGACCGAAAAUGGCACAGCAUGGCAAGUUUGUCAUGCAUCAGAAAGAACUCUAAGCCCUGGCAGGGAGGGCGUUCCAUGCUGGAGACUAUCAAGAAGGGUGGAGUCAGUGGGUUGACUGGAGAGCUAGAAUUUGGAGAUAAUGGAGGAAAUCCCAAUGUCCACUUUGAAAUUCUUGGAACAAACUAUGGAGAAGAGCUUGGCCGAGGUGUUCGCAAACUUGGGUGCUGGAAUCCUGUCACAGGGCUGAACGGGUCACUGACUGACAAGAAACUGGAGAAUAACAUGCGUGGAGUGGUUCUCCGUGUGGUGACUGUUCUGGAAGAACCUUUUGUAAUGGUCUCUGAAAAUGUCUUGGGUAAGCCGAAGAAAUACCAGGGCUUCUCCAUUGAUGUUUUGGAUGCCUUAUCUAACUACCUGGGUUUUAACUAUGAAAUUUAUGUUGCACCGGAUCACAAGUAUGGAAGCCCACAAGAAGAUGGGACAUGGAAUGGCUUGGUAGGAGAACUAGUCUUUAAGAGAGCUGACAUAGGGAUUUCUGCUUUAACCAUCACUCCAGAUCGUGAGAAUGUGGUGGACUUUACAACACGCUACAUGGACUACUCAGUGGGAGUACUACUUCGAAGGGCUGAAAAGACAGUGGAUAUGUUUGCCUGUCUCGCACCAUUUGAUCUCUCUCUAUGGGCUUGCAUUGCUGGCACUGUUCUUCUGGUGGGUCUUCUGGUCUACCUCCUAAAUUGGCUUAAUCCCCCACGAUUACAAAUGGGAUCAAUGACAUCUACUACUCUCUACAACUCCAUGUGGUUUGUCUACGGAUCCUUUGUACAGCAAGGUGGGGAGGUCCCAUACACGACUCUGGCUACUCGAAUGAUGAUGGGGGCUUGGUGGCUAUUUGCAUUGAUUGUCAUCUCAUCUUACACAGCAAAUCUUGCUGCUUUCCUCACUAUCACCCGCAUUGAAAGCUCCAUCCAAUCUAUCCAGGACCUUUCCAAGCAAACAGACAUCCCUUAUGGCACAGUACUGGACUCUGCCGUGUAUGAACAUGUCCGGAUGAAGGGAAUGAAUCCUUUUGAAAGGGACAGCAUGUAUUCCCAAAUGUGGAGGAUGAUCAACAGAAGCAAUGGAUCAGAGAAUAACGUUCUGGAAUCCCAAGCAGGCAUUCAAAAGGUAAAAUAUGGAAAUUAUGCGUUUGUAUGGGAUGCAGCUGUAUUGGAAUAUGUGGCUAUCAAUGACCCAGAUUGUUCAUUUUACACCAUUGGAAACACCGUUGCUGAUCGGGGAUAUGGAAUUGCAUUGCAACAUGGCAGUCCUUACAGGGAUGUUUUUUCACAAAGGAUCCUGGAGCUUCAGCAGAAUGGUGACAUGGACAUCCUGAAGCAUAAAUGGUGGCCAAAGAAUGGCCAGUGUGACCUGUAUUCCUCAGUGGACACAAAGCAGAAAGGAGGCGCCCUGGACAUAAAGAGCUUUGCAGGAGUUUUUUGUAUCCUGGCUGCUGGAAUUGUCCUCUCCUGCUUUAUAGCUAUGCUGGAGACGUGGUGGAACAAGAGGAAAGGCUCCCGGGUCCCAUCAAAAGAGGCUUCAUCCCUGCAAAAUGAAACUACAACAUCUGAAAGAAGGAAUGCUUGGCCAUUAAGGCCAUGCUUGAAACUUGGCACCAAUACUUGGAGAAGCCAGGCAUCCGGUCAUGGCCUGCACCAAUCAUCACAACUGGGAGGUCCUCUGGAUGAUCCAUAACAUCUACCAGACCCACAGCUGCCAAUCGCUUUCCCAUCUACCAAUUUCAGGACCCAACAGAUCCUGAAAACUCAAAACUGGUGAGCUGAUGUACUAUAUCCUAAGUUAAAAAUUCUUAUCCAGUUCAAUUAAGUUGAACUCACCAGGCUGUGACACCCAAAAACCUUUGCUGUAAUCCACUUGUAGAAGAGCAACAACAGGAUUGCCCCUUUCGACCAAAGGUCAUGGGUCUUGCCCAAACCACCCCAUUAGCCUUGGAGGGAUGCUUCUAUGGAGUGGAUGUCUUACCUAUGUGUCCUGGUCAGAAGCACUCACACUGAGGUCCAGGUCCAUACCAUGGCAGCUGUGUCCUCCAGCUUCUACCCGUUUAAGAUUCACCGCAGUCUCAACUGUGGGUCUUGGGACUUCUGACGGCCGAGUGUUCAGGAAGAUGUGGAGGACCUAGGAGAAUGUGCCUUGGCAGAAUUGAACCAGAAAAAGACAGAGGCCUCUUCCAUCCCUACUGAAACAUUGGUGAUUGUGAUGAACCAUAUCUGGAGAAUUUUAUCACAGAGCUCUCUCCCUAUUACUAAAACAGCAUUGUCUUCACAUUUGCCCCAACAAUUCACUUUUCUCCAUGCCAAGGGACAUUGCCUUCACCUCCAGUGGGCAUCAAAUACCUGCAUUCCACAUGGAUCCCUGUCUAAGGUAGAGCCUCCAGUUUGAAGCCACAUCUAAUAAAUUUGUCUUUGUAGAUAAAGAUCACUUGGAUCAUGAGAUUACACCCUUGAAAAUAGCAGUGCCUGUGUAUACUACCUACCACCAAAAUAACGGAGUAAUCCCUAUACUCAGUUCCAUAUUCAUCUAUAAUACCUCUUCCAUGCAAAUCAAUUUUGUACAAGUAAAAUGUGGAAGCAUCCCAUAAAACACCCCCACCCCUCAUGAAUUCAACCAGUUUUUAUUGAGGACCUGUCAUGUGCCCAUGUAAAUGGAAGUUUACAUUACAUUCCAAUGGGUAUGUCAUAAAAUUAAACAGCACAAUGAGUGCUAUAGCAUUGUAAUGAUGGCCAUGAGAAUUCCCUCAUCUCUGUUCUUUGACUACCCAAGGAUUGCCUAGUUGCCCAGGCUGACUCACAGAUGAUCUUCUAAUAUGCCAAAGCAACUACUAAGAUUUAAGCCAAUAGGCAGAAGUGCCCAGGGGACCUCCUGCAAGUGGUGAUCCUACGUAUUCUGGUUACUAAUGUAUUAUUUCUAAACCAUCUGACUUUUAAACAAGUUAGAUGCUCACUUACUAAGCGCCUUCCCAUCAUGUCGUCAAACUGGUAGCCCUCAUUGUAGCCACUCUUGGGUAGAAUCAGGCUGUGAAGUUGGAAAACGUGGCUUUAAGUUUGGGUCCUGGCACUUAUUAUGCCUGUGGGCAAAUCACUUAAACUCUUUGGUCUUUGGUGUCUUUCUCUGCAAAAUAAAAAUAAAAACAUCAUAUACGAUACCUACCUCACAGGGUUGUUGUGAGAAUCAAGUGAAAAUGUAUGUGAAAGCACUUUGUAAACUUUGCUAUUUUUGAUCACCCCAUUUUUCAUGGAUUCUUCCUUCUCCCCACCAAAUACAAUACUAUAAUUUACCAUAAGGAUGUACUAUUACACCAUCCACCCCAUGCAAGUGAAUGGUACAAAGAAGAUGAAUUACAUGCCCUCCUAGAUAUCUGGUUUCAGUAUGGUAAUUCUGAUGCCUCACAAGAUGACAAGUAUAGAAGCCACAGGACCAAAGCCAGGGCCCUACUGCUAUAUAGACAGACAUUCCACCAUUAACACAUGAUUGGACCCAGAUACCAGUCAGCCCUCUUGAUGGAAGGCUUUCCCCAGAACCCACUAUAGAGAACCUACUCUUGGCCCCAAAGAAAUAACCAGACAACAAAAAUUCAGGGAAUCACCUGGGCUCUAGCUGCCAAAGAAAUCACCAGCUACUCCAGUGGGGAACAUGCCUCCCAAGGUAGAGUAAGAAAACUUGGUUAAAGGAGACACUGAUCCGAUUAAACAAAUACAAACCAUCCUUACUGCCUGACCUAUUGUUGUUGGGCUGGAAAGAAAAACUCCUUGUCAUUCAUUUAAAGCAAAGAUUUGGUGACACAUUUCUUCUUUAAGCACAGAUUUUCCCUCAAGCCAGCCUGGCUCUUGCCUUUAUGAUUUUGUCUUGUCUGCUCCCUGUCUGUCCAAUAGAUUUGUGCUGAGAUGUAUUCCUGGCUUGCAAGUCUUAUAUGUUCCUCUUACACACACACACACACACACACACACACACACACACACACACCAAUGAAGAAUCCCACCCACAUUUCCUAUGCUACCCUCAUAGCCAAGCCCAAGCCUGACCUUCUAUUUCUAGUGAUUCAAAAUUGAUUCUGGAUUGGCUGAUCGAAUCUGAGUUCAGUCUCACUGGAACAGUCUAUCCCAGGCUGGAAUGCUGACUCUGUUUCAGUCCUGGGUAGAAGUUUCAAUAGAAUACCUAUGGAGUCAUGGAUACCCAUAACUUCUUUAGGAAAAGAAAAUUUAUUUUUGCCUUCUACUUAGAAUAUACCAGCUUCUCCAAAACUAAGAACAUAUUAGCAUGUACCUCCAGGAAUAGCAUAAAGUUUUUAUACUAGAUCUCCUGAGUGAAGAGAAUGAUGCCAAUGUACCAAAAGAUCAGACAGUAUUGGCAUCCCAGAAGCUCUGGAGUAAGAUCUUAAGCUUAAAAUAUAAAAUUUCAACUAUAAUCCAUGCUUCAGUUUCCUGGAGCAAAGGAAGAGGAUUACAGGGAAAAUGUUGAUUCGAUGUUUAUAUCAGUUUUCAAAAUAUUUUUAAAUGUGAUGAAAAAUAAUUCACAAUUUCCUCCUUGCUCUAAGUCAGAAUAGCUGAUCUAAUAUACCAACUCAGUGAGCUGAGAAAUCCCCAAAUCUUUUUUUAAGGCUAUAAUAUUCAAUUUUCAUUUUCAAUAUUUCUAACUUUUUAAAAACUAAAACAGUGUCUUCUAGUUUACAAUCACUACUUGUUGUGGGAAGGAAGCCAGAGAGACUCAGAGUCCCAGCCACCCAAGGUCAGAGGCACUGAGCCAAAGGACCCAGCAAAGAGAGGCCCAAGCCAAGAAGAAAAGCUGUUGCUGAAAUGGCAGACCAAGCAUAUGAAAUAAGAUGAUCUCCAGGUCAUGGUAGUUGAGAAAGAAGAAUAGACAGAUCCAAAUUGGGAAGCAGAUUAAGAUGUUGGAGUAAGUAUCAGGACGAACACAGCUGGGCAAGAGAAGUCACCUCAGCCACACAUGUCUGUCUUACGACAGCCUUUCCUGUGAGUUGCAAUAUUACAUCCUAGUUUUUCAGACGUAAAAUCCUCAGUAUCACUGAUGUCACCCACAUAGCCAGCCUAAAACAGACUACUUUCCUUACCCACAGACAUACCUUUUACUGUCUUGGCUGAUACAAUUUUCUUUUUCAGAGAUUUUAAAUUUUUUCAUAAAUCUUUGAUAAAUUAUUUUAUCAAUAAAAAAACUCUCAAUAAAUAACCUCCCUGGUUGAAUUCUAAUUCCUUCUUUGGUGAUUAAAAAACUGGUAAUAAAAAUGAAUUAGUUUAAUUGAUAAUUUGUCUGCCCUUGCAUGGCCAUGGCUAAGAGGGAAAGGACAUUCUAACAUAGAUUAGAUGUAAGUGAGCUAGAAACAGUUAUAGUGAAAUGCCAGGCAAGGGGUAGCCAAAGAGAUGUUUGAUACUGGCACAUGGAUUAACCUUAAUCUGCAAAUUGUACCUCUCUUUCAAAAGUCACAGGCGAUCAACUCUCCCACUGCCACAUCAGGACACAGAGACUGCAGAGUGAAAGACAGACAUGCAGGGUAGAAAAGAAUAAUGCAGGCAGCAUUUUGCAGCAAGAGGUAGCUGGUUGCAGAGACCAGCCACUCCCCACGGCCGGCAGGAGUGCCAGCCUUUUCAGAGAACUCACAUUAGAAGUUACAGCAGUACAUGGAACCGAGCCAGUACACACAACAGUGGGGAUGGUGGGGAAGUUUCUGUAAUUAAAGACUGAACUCAGCACACUUUGAAACAGACUAAGAACGCUCUACUACUACUGGCAACAAGGAACUGAUUUUGUUUAAGUGAAUGUUCUUACUGAACCUGGUAAAUCAUGAAUCAAUGUGGAAACAAAGGCAAUCCGUGGAUUACAGCCCUUGGGUUAAGAAUAAAGAAGAUAAUCUGAAUGGUACCAGGAGGAACAGACCCCCAUAACAGGAGAGACUGGAAAUUGCUAACAGAGGAGCAUAGUUGUGUGUUCGUUCCAAAAUGCUGUGUAUACAGUUAUGCUUAACCCGACUGCCUAGUAAAUUGCAAUUGGUUCUUA
Messenger RNA from Leopardus geoffroyi (Geoffroy's cat), 7489 nucleotides. RefSeq names its product glutamate ionotropic receptor delta type subunit 2 (gene GRID2). The coding region runs from base 398 to 3157 and encodes 919 amino acids. The record is from RefSeq and is a predicted model, not a curated record. Gene Ontology annotation, molecular function: glutamate-gated receptor activity; transmitter-gated monoatomic ion channel activity involved in regulation of postsynaptic membrane potential. The transcript has 16 exons. Gene Ontology annotation, biological process: modulation of chemical synaptic transmission; synaptic transmission, glutamatergic; monoatomic ion transport. NCBI's taxonomy places the organism in Eukaryota, Metazoa, Chordata, Mammalia, Carnivora, Felidae. Gene Ontology annotation, cellular component: postsynaptic membrane; plasma membrane.